AUGGCCUCCUUCUACUGCGUCUUGGGGGUCUGGAUUUCUCUUCUUCACAGCUGUGUCACAGGAUACCCCAAGCAAAAAACCUCUGGAUCAGAAGACAUCAGGAACUGCACAGUCACCCCUCCAUAUCUGCCUCCUACGGUGACCAAUACGGGUGAGCGAUUGAGCGCCCUGCGGCAACUCAUGCGGUCCCACAACCUCACAGUGUACAUCAUUCCCUCCAAGGAUGCACACAUGAGUGAGUACAUUGCAGAACGGGACAAGAGGUUAUCCUGGAUGACAGGCUUCACGGGAUCAUCAGGGAUUGGAGUGGUCACUCUGCAGAAGGCAGCCCUCUUCACUGACAGUCGCUACUGGACCCAGGCUGAACGCCAGAUGGACUGCAACUGGGAGCUGCAGAAAUCAGUCUGGAUUGCAUCGAUCGGAGAGUGGACACAUAAGGAAGUUCCUGCUGGGGGGAAGGUUGGAUUGGAUCCCUACCUCGUUUCCAUUGAUGACUGGCAGAGCUACAAUGAAGCCCUCGAGGAUUCGAAUUGGAUCCCCACCCCCAUCGAAGACAACCUAGUAGACCUGGUGUGGGGUGCACAGAGGCCUCCUCCCCCGGUCAGUGAGAUCUACCAACUCCCAGACAAUUUCACCGAACGUAAAAUUCUGGGACCCCCGGUGACUCUGUCAGGUGAUCCUCUGGAUACGCUUGGCAAGACGGACGGAACAACGGACAUAACACGGACUGUCCACUGGGGGGAGCCCACUCCUUUUCAGAAGGAAGCAUACACACGGGUGCUGAUGGGAAACAUUGACCUUUCCAGACUCACCUUUCCAGCUAGAACUUCAGGGAGGAUGGUGGAGGCUUUCGCUCGCCAGGCCUUAUGGGAAGUGGGACUCAACUACGGCCACGGCACCGGCCACGGCAUCGGCAACUUCCUGUCCGUCCAUGAGUGGCCCGUGGGCUUCCAAACCAAAAACAUACCCUUUGAAAAGGGCAUGUUCACCUCCAUAGAGCCUGGUUAUUACCAAGAUGGUGAGUUUGGGAUCCGUCUGGAGGAUGUUGUGCUCGUGGUAGAAGCGGAGUCAAAGUACCAAGUGAGUGAAACACCCUACCUAACAUUCAAAGUCAUCUCGUUGGUGCCCUACGACCGGAGCCUCAUCGAUGUGAAACUUCUAUCGCAGGAGCAGAUCAAGUACCUCAACAGCUAUUACGAGACAAUCCGCAAGCUCGUUGGGCCUGAACUGGAGAGAGACCGCCUGCACGAAGAGUACAGUUGGCUGCAGGAGAAUACAAAGCCCUUUUCCCGUGCCACUCUGAUGGCAGCCUCCCUGGGCAUCCUUGCCAUGAGUGCCCUGACCUCUACUCUUCUGACUGGCAUGUAG
Euleptes europaea (tarantolino) is the source of this 1368-nucleotide messenger RNA. RefSeq names its product X-prolyl aminopeptidase 2 (gene XPNPEP2). The record is from RefSeq and is a predicted model, not a curated record. NCBI's taxonomy places the organism in Eukaryota, Metazoa, Chordata, Lepidosauria, Squamata, Sphaerodactylidae. The coding region runs from base 1 to 1368 and encodes 455 amino acids. The transcript has 15 exons.